Messenger RNA from Dermacentor andersoni, 663 nucleotides. Lineage: Eukaryota; Metazoa; Arthropoda; Arachnida; Ixodida; Ixodidae. The record is from RefSeq and is a predicted model, not a curated record.
UGAGCUAGUGACUAGGAUGCAGAGCGGCUCUACAACAUGGAGCUUCGAGAGAUCCAAGCGCCUGACUGCUUCACACUUCGGAGAGGUGGUGUCACGGAAGAAGCCAGUUGAGAAUUUUUUCAAGCGGCUGUUUGGGUCUAGCCAGAUGCAGACCAAAUACAUGGCUGAUGGUUUAAGGAAUGAAGAUGCAGCCGUACAGCGUUACAUAGAGAAGAGAAAGGUCCCAGUUAGGAUUUACUGUUGUGGGUUGUGCGUCAACCCUGGUGUCUCUGUUCUUGGUGCAACGCCUGACAGUGUUGUAGAGGAGGGAGGAGAUUUUGGUCUCCUUGAAGUUAAGACCCUCUCAGCUGCCAAGAAACGGGGUGAUGAAUUAGCAAAUUCUGUGAAUACGGCAUCCUACCUGAAGAAUGGAGUUGUUAAACCAACGCACAAGCACUUUUACCAGGUCCAGGGGCAAAUGGCUUUGACUGGACUCUUCUGGUGCGACUUUGUGGUUGAUAAUGGCACAGACUGCAUUCUUCAGAGGAUCACUUUUGACAGCUCGCUUUGGAUUUCCAAAAUGCUGCCACGUCUGCUGGAAUGUUGCAAAAAUUACCAAGAGGACUGCACUUGUGUGUGAAUUUCAACGACUUAUUUAAGUCACAUUAAUCUGCAGGACAAAGA